Molecule: messenger RNA, 1262 nt
Organism: Helianthus annuus (common sunflower)
Lineage: Eukaryota; Viridiplantae; Streptophyta; Magnoliopsida; Asterales; Asteraceae
Product: WAT1-related protein At2g37460
Exons: 4
Coding region: 353-907 (184 amino acids)
Cellular component (GO): plasma membrane
Molecular function (GO): transmembrane transporter activity
Source: RefSeq, a predicted model, not a curated record
CAUUUUAACAUAAGUAUUCUCUCCAUAUCUGUCUUUGUUCACUUCUUUCAAAUCACAGAAACAUUUUUUUCUAACGGCAAAUUUGGAUCACUGACGAACUACUGGUGUAUCGUCGUGCUAACAGCGGAACUACCCGAUUAUAUCCAUCUCCACUAGGCUAUAAUGCCUAUACACUAAUAAUUCAGCAGAAAACCCAAUAAAUAAAUCUUGGAAAAUCACCCUUUGUGGGAAUCAAAUCCAGAACCUAAUAGUUCCUAAGUCUUAUCCCACCUCAAAAUACCAUUAUGCUAUAAUGUCAUGGACCACAGAAACAAAUUACAUACGUGUGUAUAUAAGGGCCUGAACCAACACAAUGGCCCAUAAUUUCAGAGAAAAGGCAAUUACACUAAAGUCAUAUCCGGACGAGCUGGCUAUGACCGCUUGGAUAUGCUUAUUGGCGACAAUCGAGGGUACUAUAGCGGCGUUGAUCAUGGAGAGGGGGAACCCUGCAGUUUGGGCUAUAAAGUGGAACACCACACUUCUAGCAACACUCUACUGUGGGAUAAUAUGUUCAGGUGCUGUUUACUACGUCCAAGGGAUCAUUAUGAGAGAAAGAGGUCCGGUUUUUGUGACUGCAUUUAACCCAUUGUGUAUGAUAAUCGUAGCUUUCAUGGGAUCGAUUUUUCUAGCCGAGAAAACAUACCUAGGAAGGGUUCUAGGAGGAGUUGUCAUAGUUGUGGGGCUUUAUAUGGUCGUUUGGGGUAAAAGCAAGGAGCACAAAGAUCCGUCCAUUUCUAUGCAUGAGCAUACAACACCCGAAAACCAAAUAUUGGGUAAAGAGUCCGAGACAAAUUGCAACGACCAAGUUAUUGCUAUCAAAACAUCUGAUGAAAUUUGCGAUAAACAUGAUAAGACGGCUCAUGUUUGAUAGGCGUGUUCGGUUUCGGCAUGCAUGGGGUUGAGUCGUAUCUUUUAUUAUUUGUUUUGUUUCUUUUAGUUAAGUGUGUGACUAAUGGGUGUAGAGGGGGAUGCCCCAUACCCCACGUUAUUGUUAAUCCCAGUAGUAUGGUUUGUUAACUAUUUAGUUAAGUGUGUGACUAAUGGGUGUAGAGGGGGAUGCCCCAUACCCCACGUUAUUGUUAAUCCCAGCAGUAUGGUUUGUUAACUAUUUAGUUAAGUGUGUGACUAAUGGGUGUAGAGGGGGAUGCCCCAUACCCCACGUUAUUGUUAAUCCCAGUAGUAUGGUUUGUUAAUUAUGAUUUAACAAUUAUAUGUUUGCCAUA